UAUGAGUUGUACAUAUCGAAAUAGUUUUUUGGAGUCUGAACAAUUCUAUGCAAUAUCUUUGCACAUUCUAUCUGUAAUCCAAGUGCCACUUCAUAUUUUCGGGACAUUUAUUAUUGCAACUAAAACUCCUGCUUAUAUGAAAAGAGUGAAAAUUACAAUGUUGGUGGUGCAUCUAACAUUUGCCUGGCUUGACAUCUACAUGACAAUUUUAAGUAUGCCUAUUUUUCUUAUUCCAAUGGUGUCGGGAUAUCCACUGGGCUUGUUGUAUUAUCUAGGUGUUCCAGUACGAUUUAUGACCUAUUUGGGAUAUUUGUCAGUAUUUCUUACAAUUCCCGCAAUGAUAAUGUUCUUCGAAAAUCGUUACAACUACUUGGUCCGCAAAGAUCACAUGACAAGAGGGAGGAAAAUAAAAAGAUUAUUAUAUUUUUCACUGUUGUAUAUUUUAUCAGUUAUCACUUUCAUCCCACCAGUAAUUGAUAAUCCUAACAGAGUAGAAGUCCUGGAAGCUUCUCAUCGGAAGUUCCCAUGCCUACCACCAGAGAUAAUUGAUAAUCCAAGACUAUUCGUGAUGGGAACUGAUAACAACACGUUUAUCGCUUGUGUGGUCCCUUAUAUUAUAAUUGGAUGGGUUCAAAUACUUGGAUUCUUUGUUGGAACUGUUAACUUUAUUUAUAGAACUAAAACUAUGUCUCUACACACUUCAAAUCUCCAAAAGAAAUUCUUCAAAUCCCUCUGCAUUCAAAUUGCCGUUCCACUUGUAGUCCUCCUUAUCCCAGAGUCUUAUAUUUUGAAUACGGCUAUUUCUGGAAAUAUGGAUGUAGGAUUGACCAAUAUUCUAAUGAUUUGGAUGGCUAGUCACGGAUUGUUCUCAACUGUUGUCAUGCUCAUUGUGCACAAACCGUAUCGAAAAGCAACUCUAAGUAUUUUAGGUCGACCGCAGGCAAUCAAAACAGCUCCAGUUUCGAUAAUUUCGAAAUUGUUCACACGUUAAAGUUGUGUCUUACUACCAGCGCAAGGCGUCAUCAUUUCAAUAUUGAUUUUUU
Molecule: messenger RNA, 1043 nt
Organism: Caenorhabditis elegans
Lineage: Eukaryota; Metazoa; Nematoda; Chromadorea; Rhabditida; Rhabditidae
Gene: srh-142
Product: Serpentine Receptor, class H
Exons: 3
Coding region: 2-991 (329 amino acids)
Source: RefSeq, marked reviewed